Molecule: messenger RNA, 1115 nt
Organism: Bradysia coprophila
Lineage: Eukaryota; Metazoa; Arthropoda; Insecta; Diptera; Sciaridae
Product: mitochondrial 2-oxodicarboxylate carrier
Biological process (GO): transmembrane transport
Source: RefSeq, a predicted model, not a curated record
GUGUGUAUUGUUUUCGAAUUGAUAUAGACUCUUAGAUUCACACAUUCACGCAUAUAAAAUGCUUAUUUUUCAAGUUUAAAAGAUAAGUUAGGAAAAUAUAUGGGAUCGACAAUCAAACAUUGUAAAGAGUGUUCGACAACUGGAUAAACACUAAAACAUGUCCGCUAACCCGAAACCUUCAGUUAUGAAACAGGCAGCUAUGCAAAUCACUGCUGGAGGCUCAGCAGGAUUCAUAGAAGUGUGUUUAAUGCAUCCGUUAGAUGUAGUGAAAACCAGGCUUCAAUUACAAAUUAAAAAACCACUUGGCGGUGGUAACACAGUGUAUUACAAUGGUGUGUUCGAUUGCUUCUCAAAAAUUGCUAGACAAGAGGGUAUACUGGCCGUCUACAAAGGAAUUAUUCCACCGAUUUUAGCGGAAACACCGAAGCGAGCCACCAAAUUUGUGUGCUUUGAACAGUACAAGACCGGGCUGCAGAAAGCUCUUGGAUAUGAUAAAGCUACACCUUUAAUUUAUUCGUUGGCAGGAUUAGGUUCGGGAGUCACAGAAGCAUUCGUUGUGAAUCCAUUUGAGGUAGUAAAAAUAUCACUGCAGGCUGACACAGCAAAAACGACUUCUUCGCCAUCAACAAUGAUCGUUGCCAAGGAAAUUAUUAAACGCGGAGGCAUCGGUUUGAAUGGACUAAAUAAAGGCCUCACCUCGACAAUCGGUCGUAAUGGAACAUGGAAUUUAAUUUAUUUUGGCUUUUACCAUAGCGUGAAGGACAGUGUUCCCCAGUGUCAGAAUCCAACCGCUGAUUUCUUCCGCAAAACUGGAAUUGGUUUCGCUUCAGGUACAAUUGCUAGCAUUGCUAAUAUACCGUUUGAUGUGGCAAAAUCAAGAAUUCAGGGACCACAACCAGUUGCCGGUGAAAUUAAAUACAAGACGUGCAUGAAGACCAUUUUUAUUGUGGCGAGAGAAGAGGGUUUCGGUGCACUGUACAAAGGACUGGUGCCGAAAGUGAUGCGUCUGGGCCCGGGUGGAGCGAUUAUGUUGAUUGCAUAUGAUUAUGUUUAUGAAUUUUUACAGCAUCAGUUUCCGUAGGGAAUUGAUUUCGAAUAAAGGAAUUUUGUUGUAA